AUGUAUCUGAAAACGCCACAGCUUGCCGGGCCCUGUUCUUUCGUUCUCUCGAUGGUUGGCAUGAAACGAGUUUUGAUGCAACUUCUGGAUAAGAUGAGCAAUGUCCGGCAAGCGUCUGAAUGCUAUCUUCUUGCAAAUUGGGAUUCAUUCGUUAGUUUGGCACUUCAGAGUAUAUUAAGUACCAUUCGUAACAUUCUAAUGAAGUAUCCAUCGAGACUCUUGAAGAAGGUUCUUUCUUUCGAUGGUCCCUGUUCUUUUUCAAUUUCCUUCCCACGUUACGUUCCGUUCAUACUUUUUUCUGUCUUGUCUUCCUUUUUCCAUUCAAAAUGUAACGUCCUUAUUCAAUUUCCUUCUCUCGCUACGUUUCGUUCAUGCUUUUAUAUUUCUUGCCUUCCCGUUGCCUAUUCAAAAUUUAAGGUCCUUUUUCCAUUUCCUUAUGUCGCUACCUGUUUUUAUUCUAUUUUCUUUUUUGCCUUCAUUUUCUUCAUUCCAAAUUUAACGUCCUUUUUCAAUUUCCUUCCCUCGCUACGAUUCUUUCAUUCUUUUUCUUUUUUGCCUUCACUUUUCCCAUUCCAUAUUAACGCCCUUUUUUAA
Messenger RNA from Acanthosepion pharaonis, 594 nucleotides. NCBI's taxonomy places the organism in Eukaryota, Metazoa, Mollusca, Cephalopoda, Sepiida, Sepiidae. The record is from the annotation of a GenBank genome assembly.